Aspergillus ruber CBS 135680 is the source of this 744-nucleotide messenger RNA. RefSeq lists its product as uncharacterized. The transcript is spliced from 8 exons. The record is from RefSeq and is a predicted model, not a curated record. Bases 1 to 744 code for a protein of 247 amino acids. Gene Ontology annotation, molecular function: heme binding. NCBI's taxonomy places the organism in Eukaryota, Fungi, Ascomycota, Eurotiomycetes, Eurotiales, Aspergillaceae.
AUGUUCACUACAGUCCUUGUUGUCAAUGACCACAUCACAAGAGAGCGUCACGAAGGUCAUGCCACUAUUUCUUAUUUCGAUGCUGGCGGGCUCCCCGACCCCCUGGUCAGCAAAAGCUACGUUACAUUGCCCAAUGACUUCCCUGAAAAAUUUGACAUCCCAGGCUAUUAUAUGGAUCAUGUCUUGCUGAGUGAAAGAACUAGCAAAAUUAUUGGCAGGGCCGGUUCAUGCAAAAGAUUUAGGCGUGUUCAGGUGUUCAGAGAACUUGUGGUGGGCAACAAGGACAUUACAAAAUACACCGAUUCUAGUUUCGUCCAGCUGGAUAACAGCCAGGAAACCGAGUACGAUCAAUGUUUGGUCAGGAUCAAGUUGGUGCUGGCGACGCCCAUCGAUCCCGACAAAGAUUGGUUCGCCCAGGACGAGAUUAUUACGGUUGCCAGCCAAAAUCCCGACCAUCUGAGCCAUAAACUGUCGUCUCAGUGCUACUGUCCGUUGCUUGAGUUUAGCAUAAUUACGCACAAUGAGCUUUCAAGAAGAAGCAUCAAGACCACUCUUCUGACAUUAGCUCCAGUUCUUCAAAUCCGCCUCUACUCUUAUGGAGACUCGCAGCAAUGCCGGUUGGAUGCUAGACAUGACCAGCUGCAGCCAAGUAAAGCCUGGUCAUAUGUGUAUGAUCCCACCUGGCAGAAUGGGGCUUAUGAUAUGACCAACUACGUUAACGCGCCCACCUGCAUCAGGAGCUGA